Olea europaea var. sylvestris is the source of this 1876-nucleotide messenger RNA. RefSeq lists its product as uncharacterized. The transcript has 2 exons. The record is from RefSeq and is a predicted model, not a curated record. NCBI's taxonomy places the organism in Eukaryota, Viridiplantae, Streptophyta, Magnoliopsida, Lamiales, Oleaceae. Gene Ontology annotation, molecular function: metal ion binding. The coding region runs from base 244 to 1839 and encodes 531 amino acids.
CAGGAGUCAAUUUGUACUUUAAUAUUUCACAUGUUAAAUUGCCACUGUGAGGUGAUUAAGAGACUAAUUAAAGGGGGAGAGAGAUGAAAAAAUAAGAUUGUAAUAUAGCCAUGUAUCCACAAAUAUUCUUCUGCUAAGUGCUACUUAUGGGUCGGAUACGUUAAGAUAUCACACUCUGAAAUACAAUAAAGUAUUGCAAAGAUAGCUGGUGGUUAACUUUUACUGAACCAUUCUCACAGAUAUAUGUUCGUAGAUCCUUCUCUACUCAUGGAGGUUUUCGACACGUUUUUUGACAUCAUUUUCUAUAUUUAUCAAGUUAUUAAUAGCCCUUGUGAUGUCUUGAUGUUCUCAAUGGAUCUUCAGCACCACUGUCGCAGGUGUGGAGGCUUAUUCUGCAAUAGCUGUACCCAGCUAAGGAUGGUGUUACGUGGACAAGGUGACUCACCAUUGCGUAUUUGUGAACCCUGCAAAAAGUUAGAAGAGGCAGCACGAUUCAAAAUGCGGCAUGGGCAUAAAGCUAAAGCUGGAAAAGAUGGUUCCAAACUUGCAUCAAAUAAAGAGGAUGAAAUUUUGAAUCAGAUUCUGGCUAAUGAAGAUAUGCUUUCUGGUCCACAACUGACAGGCAGCGCGUCAUGUUCGAAUGUUAAGGAAACAUCCACUGCGAAUGGAGGAGAUAUAGGUAGAAGUAUUUCUUUUGAUCAGCCUGCUCAAGCUUUAGCAGAAGUGGUAUCUGCUACUCCUGAAGACUUGCGUCAACAAGCCCUGGUUGAAAAAAAGAGAUACAGAACUUUGAAAGCAGGAGGAAAAUCUGAAGAAGCCUUAAGAUUUUUUAAACAGGGAAAGGAUCUUGAAAGACAGGCCGGAGCUUUGGAGUUAUCUCUGAAAAAAAGACGUAGAAUGGUUUCCUCUUCCAGUUCUAUGAAUGAAAUUCAGCAAAUUAAAGAUGAUUCUACAUCAACUGGUGAGAAUAAUAAGCUCCCCAUUCGGAAGAGCAAAGAAAAGGAUGAUCUUGCUUCCGAACUCAAAGAAUUGGGAUGCUCAGAUGUCGACCUUCUUGAUGGUGAAAGGGGGCAAGCAGUGAUGAGUUCGGAGGGUGAGUUUUCCUCACUUCUUGAAGAAAUAUCUCAAAAUCCUAGUACGGAGAAGGGAGUUGUUGGCACUGAUAAGUCUAAGGUCAUUGCUCAUAAGAAGUUGGCUCUCGAGCUGAAGCGUGGAGGGAAACUUGCUGAGGCCAAAGAAGAAUUAAAGAGAGCGAAAAUUCUUGAAAGGAAAAUUGAGGAAGAGGAAUUUUUGGGUGAGGCCAAGGAUUCUGAUGAUGAACUUUCUGCGUUGAUAUGUAGCAUGGAUGAUAAUAAGCAUGAUGAUUUGUCGGCACAGUUUAAACACAAUAUUAAUUUUGAUUUUGAUAACUUAGUUGGCAUUGCUGAUGAUGUUGGUGUAGAUGGCAUAUUUGAGGUGAAAGCUGAGGACAUGGGCGAUCCAGAGAUUGCUUUGGCCUUGAAAUCAUUAGGCUGGACUGAGGACCCUACUUAUUCAGAAGAUUCUGGUAUUGAGGUUGUACCUAUUAAAAGGGAAUCAUUAUUAACCGAGAUCCAAUCUCUGAAAAGAGAAGCUCUGAAUCAGAAAAAGGUGGGAAAUACUAGGGAGGCAUUGGCACUGUUAAAGAAGGCAAAAGUACUUGAAAUGGAACUUCAGAGUUCUGAUUCUCAUGGAACUGAUUCAAUGGGUCAGGAGUACGCAGAACUUCAGAAAGUUUCAAUCUCCCAAUCUGCGGACAGACCUUUCAUUCCUAUCAAGGUGGGUGUUGAAAAUGUAAAUGACAGGAAAGAUACAGGCUGAAAAUCAUCACCAAAGAGUAAAUUGAUGAUCCAGAAAG